AUGGACAAAGACACGAGAAUUCUUAUCAUCGGUGCCGGCUGUUUCGGCACCUCGACGGCAUAUCAUCUCGCACAGCGUGGCUACACUUCCAUUCGUGUAUUGGACCGAUAUCCCCCGCCCUCUUGUGAAGCUGCCGCGACGGAUAUCAGCAAAAUCAUCCGCAGCGAUUACAAUGAGCCCUUGUAUGCGCGACUCGGUAUUGAGUCCAUUUCCGCAUGGCGGUCUUGGCCCUUGUUCAGUGGACUCUAUCAUGUUCCCGGAUGGAUUCUGAGUGCCGCAAACUUAUCAAAGCCCUUUGUCGAGGGCUCUAUCGAAACCUGCAAGAAGCUUGGGGUGAAAGGCAUUGAGCGACUUACGCCAGAUUCAAUUCGCUCCCGCUUUCCUGUGGUCACCGGUAAACUAGAUGGGUGGAACAUCAGCGUCUGGAAUCCGAACGCUGGCUGGGCGGCUGCUGGCAAGGCUCUGGAGCGGAUGGCCAAUGCUGCGCAAGAGAAGGGUGUCCAGUAUAUCUCCGGAGAGAAGGAGGGGUAUGUGCGGCAAUUGAUAUUCGACGAGGCGACCGGUCAGUGCAAAGCAGUCAUGACUGCCGAUGGCACUAAACAUGAGGCCGACUUGGUGAUUCUCGCUGCUGGGGCAUGGACACCGUCUCUACUAGAUAUGCAGAGUCAGUUGACCGCCAAGGGUCAUGCCGUUGCUCAUAUCCAACUCACUCCUGCGGAGACCAAGCACUAUUCCUCUUUCCCGAUUAUGGACAAUCUUGAGCUGGGCUACUUCUUCCCUCCGCAAGCAGACGGGGUCUUCAAGAUGGCCCAUAGCCAGUUCAUUACCAACACGCGAACGGAUAAAAACUCGAAUAUCACCACUUCAAUCCCACACACUUUUGUGCAGGCACCGAAAGACGGCCUCCCACUCGAGAUUGAAGCCCAGAUGCGCUGUAACUUGCGACGUGUCCUACCAGAGCUGGCGGAUCGACCCUUCUGUUAUACUCGUCUAUGUUGGGAUGCUGAUACAGCCGACCGGCACUUCCUUGUUACUCCCCAUCCGAGCCACAGAGGGCUAUUCCUUGCUACGGGCGGGUCUGCACAUGGGUUCAAAUUCCUCCCGGUUGUUGGGAAGUAUGUGGCAGACUUGCUUGAGGGCACACUGGAUACAGAUAUUGUGAGCAAGUGGCAGUGGCGCGCUGGGCAGAAGGUCGAGGCCAAGAAUCUCGCUCACAUGGACCCUGAGUUGGAAUUGGAGGACCUUACGGGGUGGAGAGGACGGCAAGCUCGUGAAACAAGCCAUACGUCUAAGCUAUGA
Messenger RNA from Penicillium cataractarum, 1299 nucleotides. Its product is annotated as NAD(P)/FAD-dependent oxidoreductase. NCBI's taxonomy places the organism in Eukaryota, Fungi, Ascomycota, Eurotiomycetes, Eurotiales, Aspergillaceae. Bases 1 to 1299 code for a protein of 432 amino acids. The transcript has a single exon. The record is from RefSeq and is a predicted model, not a curated record. Gene Ontology annotation, molecular function: flavin adenine dinucleotide binding; saccharopine oxidase activity; sarcosine oxidase activity.